This is a messenger RNA of Centruroides sculpturatus (bark scorpion), 1417 nucleotides long. RefSeq lists its product as uncharacterized. The record is from RefSeq and is a predicted model, not a curated record. The annotation marks the transcript as partial. Lineage: Eukaryota; Metazoa; Arthropoda; Arachnida; Scorpiones; Buthidae. The transcript has 4 exons.
GAACAAAAAGUCCGAAUAACAGAUGCGAAAUAGAAAUUAUAGGAAAUUGUGUGCUGCAAAUAAGUCAAUUUGCUAGAGAAUUCGGUAACAUUUUUCCUGGUAAUGAAAUAGAGUUGACUAGACAAUGCCAAAUAUUUCAAGAGGUGAGGAGUUGCAUAUACAAUUAUAGCCGUAAAUGCGUGACUUCUACAGAUAAAGCAAUCCAUCACUUCAGUUACAAUAGAACCGCAGAGAAAAUGAAAGAGUUUUGCAAUCCAAGUAAACAGCUUUACAAAGAUUAUUUGGAAAAAGCUUCGUGUAUAAAACAAAAUUACAGGGAUGUAACGUCGUGUUUCAAAGAUAAUUUAUCAUCCUUACUUCUUAUAUUUCAAGAUUAUUCUAAAGACAAGGCAGAAAUAUUUUGCUGUGCUUUGAAUAAUUUAAGAAGAUGUAUCUUAACUCUGUACGAAAGUAAAUGCGGCGCCAAAGUUACACCUUUGAUGAAGUUGCAGAUAGAAUUCCUUUAUUCAGAAUGGAUUAUCGAAAUGUGUAAUCCAUAUUUUCAUUUGAAAGACGAUUGUAUGCUUAAAUCCGAUGAAAUUAAUUUGAGUGAAAUAAGCAGUUUUGAAUAUCUCAAAAAAUACUUUGUUCCUGUUUCUAAAUCUUAAAAACUACUUGAUGAUUUAAUUGUUUACACAGUAGACACUCGUUAAUUCGAACUCAGAGGGACGGUCUAAAUAGUUCGAAUAAACAAGAGGCGGAACAACCGAGUUCGAAUUAAGAGGAGAUUCGAAUUAUCUGAGUUCGAAUUAACGAGAGUCUACUAUAUUAUCUAAAAUAUAUUAAUAUUUUUAUAUAGUUUCUUUAAUAUUAAUAAACACUGAUAAAAAUCAGUAUGCAAUGUACUAAAUAAUAGUAUACUUCUUAUAUUUCAAGCAUGCUGUUCCUAGCUGCAAAACAUUUGUUUGAAAAUAUGUUUUGUGCAAGUCAUAGACUAUAAACAACAAAAUAGUGUUGUUUUAACGAGCUAGUAAUAUUUGUAUAUUCAAUUAAAUUUAUGCUUUUCAUAAAAAUCUAAAUAAUUAAGACUUUUUUAAAUAAAUACGUAAGGAAAAGAAAACAUCCAUUUUUAAUAUUUGUAAUGGUAAUCUUAAUAACAAUCUAUAGAAAAACGUGAAACUUUCUUUUAACUUUGCCAAUAUUUAUAUAGUGAUCUCAAUAGAUCAUUUCUGAAAAUUAUGAAUAAUGUAGAAUAGUGAUAUGCAGUGAAAACUGUAACAACGGACACUGGCGGAAACAUAAAAAAUGUCCGUCGUUUGAAGGUCAUUUUGUAUACAUUUUCAUUAAAAACGAAAAUUUCCUGAAAAAUGGCAACUGUUUCGAAACAGCUGUUGUUGAGAGGUGGCCCUUAUUAGAGGUUCUGUUGUAAUAUAUAUAA